This is a messenger RNA of Spea bombifrons (plains spadefoot toad), 1385 nucleotides long. RefSeq names its product glucose-6-phosphatase catalytic subunit 3 (gene G6PC3). Gene Ontology annotation, cellular component: membrane. Lineage: Eukaryota; Metazoa; Chordata; Amphibia; Anura; Pelobatidae. Bases 172 to 1194 code for a protein of 340 amino acids. Gene Ontology annotation, biological process: glucose 6-phosphate metabolic process; gluconeogenesis. The record is from RefSeq and is a predicted model, not a curated record. Gene Ontology annotation, molecular function: glucose-6-phosphatase activity. The transcript has 7 exons.
CGAGAGCUCAGCUAGGCCCAUGUCUGUCAGCUGUCGGUCUGUAGAACGGAUGUGUAUUUGUGGUGUUCUGUUCCUCGUAGAGCACGAAUAACGAAACCGUAUUGUGUUUUCUGGCAAGAAUAGGGUUAACUUAGACUAGUUAACGCUUUAACCCUAUAAUGAGAAUCUGUGAUGGAUGAAGUGCACUCUGCAGGCGUUACCAUUGCUGGUGUUCUACAAAAACACCUCCCCGGGUCGGAGGAAUUCUGGCUGUGGGUGACAUAUCUCGGGGACCCAUCCUGCGUCUUCCUUUUAUAUUUCCCCUCGGCUUAUGCCUUCCAGCGCCGGCUCGGAGUCACUCUUUUAUGGUUGGCUUUAAUUUCUGAAUGGCUCAACCUCAUCUUCAAAUGGUUCCUUUUUGGAGAACGUCCAUUCUGGUGGGUUUAUGAAUCGGGAAAAUACAACGAGGUCAACCUGAAGCAAUUUCCUUCAACAUGUGAGACGGGGCCUGGGAGUCCCUCUGGACACUGCAUGAUCACAGGGGCGGCUCUUUGGCCAGUAGUGGUGGCUUUAACCAAUCGAUGUUCCCAGAGGGGGAUCCAACGUUUUGCCCCAAUUCUCCUCUAUUGCUUACUGAUGAUUGGAAUAGCUGUAUCCCGAGUUCUUAUCCUGGCACAUUUUCCCCACCAAGUCGUGGCCGGCAUUCUCACCGGUGUGUUCCUGGGCCAUGUGUUGCAGAGGACCGUUCCCCGAGAUCGGACUCUCGGGUUUUUCACACUGGCAUCUCUAUUUCUCCUCGUUGGUGCUCUUCUUUUAAACUGGAUUAUGAGUGCAUUAGGAGUGGACCUUUCGUGGUCUAUUCACAUGGCUACUAAAUGGUGUUCCAGGCCAGAAUGGAUUAGACCAGAAUCAAGACCCUUCUCUUCAAUAACCAGGAGCGCCGGGAACGCAUUAGGACUUGGUUUAGCUCUUCACUGUCCAUUGUACAGGAAACUUUCUAAGGGAACCGAAGGGUGGCCUGAGAGAGCUAUCGGUUUUCUGUUCUCUUUCCUGUUCCUGAAGGUCCUGCACGGCGCCCCGUUCCCCGAUUCUUCAGCUGUGAUAUUUUACUUGGUGAACUUCUUGCGCCAUUCUCUGUGUCCCCUCGCCGUCAUCAUCCUGGCACCAUUUAUCACAAAAAGACUUGGCUUGGGAGAUUCUCACAAGAGAGACUAACCUUGCUUGUUAACUAGUUACAGUCAUUAGAAUAUCGCAACGCGUAUGCAAUAGGCAGAAACUGAAUUCGCAUAAAUCGUUUUUGGACUGUUUUUUGUUUCAGUUUCGGAUGGGUCCAGUUUACAAUUCCCAUGUCAUUUCAUCCCCGAAUAAACCGUCACUAAGUUGACAUUUUAUACGUUUUACCCAAA